AGAAAAGACAACGCAUACCCAUAUAAACACAAACACAACCAAAUUCUCUCUGUUUUUUCAUUUAUUUUUUUACUCAAAAGUUUCGAAACCCUAAAUUUCUUUCACAGAGAUCGGCCAUGGCUUCCACUAAAGAACGGGACAACCUCGUCUACGUUGCUAAGCUCGCUGAGCAGGCCGAGCGCUACGAUGAGAUGGUGGAGGCAAUGAAGAAUGUUGCAAAACUUGAUCUUGAAUUGACUGUUGAAGAACGGAACUUGCUUUCCGUUGGUUACAAGAAUGUUGUUGGUUCUAGGAGAGCCUCAUGGAGGAUCCUAUCAUCAAUAGAACAGAAGGAAGAAGCGAAAGGAAAUGAAGUUCAUGCUAAGCAAAUUAAGGAGUAUCGCCAUAAGGUUGAAUCAGAGCUCUCUACCAUUUGUAGUGAUAUCAUGACUGUCAUCGAUGAACAUCUUAUUCCAUCAGCUACUGCUGGUGAAUCAACUGUAUUCUACUAUAAAAUGAAAGGAGACUAUUAUCGUUAUCUUGCAGAGUUCAAGUCUGGUGACGAGAAAAAAGAGGCUGCAGAGCAAUCAAAGAAAGCAUAUGAGGCUGCUACAACAGCCGCUGAAGCUGAAUUGGCUCCCACACAUCCAAUCCGGUUAGGAUUGGCUUUGAACUUUUCAGUCUUCUUCUAUGAGAUCAUGAAUUCACCUGAAAGGGCCUGCCACCUUGCAAAGCAAGCUUUUGACGAAGCUAUGUCAGAGCUUGAUACUCUGAACGAGGAUUCCUACAAGGACAGUACACUAAUCAUGCAACUUCUAAGGGACAACCUCAAUUUGUGGACUUCUGAUAUCCCAGAGGAUGCAGAAGAUUCCCAGAAGAUUAAUGGCACCGCCAAGGCGAGUGGGGAGGAUGCAGAGUGAUAGCGUCGGGUGAGAGUUGCUUUGCUAUAUGUGUAUGAUGGAUAAAAGAGGAGAUCUGCUUCUCGUCACGGUCAACUUUGGUGUUUAGCUUUACUAGAUCAUUGUUUUUCAUCCCUUUCUUUUUUGGGUCCCAUAUUAUAUGUUGUGGUUUAUUAUAGAAUUCAAUCUGGACUUGGUUGGUCUGGUCUGCAUUCUACCAUCUUGUUCUUGAUGUUAUGUUGGAUGGAGUGCAGGGGAUUGAUCCCAAUUGCUUAGGGUGAUUUUCUUGUUUUUAUGAAAAUGCCGUAGCCCAGAUGGAGGCUUGUACUGUUUGGCUUAUCAUUAACAGUUUUAACUUUCUUA
Humulus lupulus (European hop) is the source of this 1241-nucleotide messenger RNA. RefSeq names its product 14-3-3-like protein B. NCBI's taxonomy places the organism in Eukaryota, Viridiplantae, Streptophyta, Magnoliopsida, Rosales, Cannabaceae. Gene Ontology annotation, cellular component: cytoplasm. Bases 117 to 899 code for a protein of 260 amino acids. The record is from RefSeq and is a predicted model, not a curated record. The transcript is spliced from 7 exons. Gene Ontology annotation, biological process: signal transduction.